GAUCAUGACAAGGCAGCCGCUUCUGCCCAGGAAACAGGAACUUGGGGAAGGUGGCUCCUUGAUGGUCUGUGAUGCCGUCAGAGGAAAUGGGUGGUUGUGAGAACCACAGAGUCUGCAGAUGUGAGCCAGGAGCCCCGAGGACGCUGUCGCAGGCUCAGAGCGCUCUGGGCCUUCUCUGGCCCACCUGCGCUUGGGAGGCUCACCCAGUCCAGGCUCCUGUCCGUCCCAGGUAACCACAGGCAGAAACCAAGCCACCCAAAGCCAUAUCGAGGGCCUCUCCCUGAAGAUUCUCCAGGCCAAGAGGGUUCUGGAUGUCCUAGGACUAAGGAUGUUGACAGGCUUCCCGAAGGGCCCCCCAAAGCCCUGACCUCUCCAGCCAAAGCAUGUGUCUUGGCCGAGCCCCCAUUCCAAGCCUCUGGUGACAGGAAAACACAUCUCUUUCAGAUUUCUCUCCACGAUGUGCUUCUGAGAGUUCUUCUGAGAGGCAAUGGGAAGUCAGCCCAGCAGAGGGAAAAGCCUGCCAAGCCCAAGCUCAAGUCCCUCUGUCCAAGACCAGGGCCCUGUACCCAUGCAACCAGAAAGGAGGAAGGCCACAGCCGUGGCCCUGGGCAGUUUCCCGGUGGGAGAGCAGGCAGAGCUGUCACUGAGACUGGGGGAGCCACUGACCAUCAUCUCUGAAGACGGAGACUGGUGCACGGUGCUGUCAGAGGGCUCCGGCAGAGCGUACAGCGUUCCUAGCAUCCAUGUGGCCAAAAUCUCCCAUGGGUGGCUGUAUGAGGGCCUGAGCCGGGAGAAAGCUGAGGAAUUGCUGUUGCUGCCUGGAAACCCUGGAGGGGCCUUCCUCAUUCGGGAGAGCCAGACCAGGAGAGGCUGUUACUCCUUGUCAGUCCGCCUCAGCCGCCCUGCAUCCUGGGACCGGAUCAGACACUACAGGAUCCAACGCCUUGACAAUGGCUGGCUGUACAUCUCGCCGCGCUUCACUUUCCCCUCACUCCAGGCCCUAGUGGACCAUUACUCUGAGCUGGCGGAUGACAUCUGCUGCCUCCUCAAGAAGCCCUGUGCCUUGCGGAGGGCUGGCCCGGUCCCUGGCAAGGACAUACCUUUACCUGUGACUGUGCAGAGGGCACCCCUCAAUUGGAAAGCGCUGGACAGCUCCCUCCUGUUCUCUGAAGCACCUGCCACAGGGGAGGCAUCUCUCAUCAGCGAGGGACUCCGGGAGGCCCUCAGCUCCUACAUCAGCCUGACUGAUGACAUCUCCUUGGACGAUGCCAAAGCCCAGAGGCGAAAAGGGGAGCCAAGGUUGUAG
Messenger RNA from Myotis daubentonii (Daubenton's bat), 1306 nucleotides. RefSeq names its product Src like adaptor 2 (gene SLA2). Gene Ontology annotation, molecular function: protein binding. Lineage: Eukaryota; Metazoa; Chordata; Mammalia; Chiroptera; Vespertilionidae. The record is from RefSeq and is a predicted model, not a curated record.